This is a messenger RNA of Cotesia glomerata, 823 nucleotides long. RefSeq names its product probable 28S ribosomal protein S25, mitochondrial (gene mRpS25). Bases 185 to 718 code for a protein of 177 amino acids. NCBI's taxonomy places the organism in Eukaryota, Metazoa, Arthropoda, Insecta, Hymenoptera, Braconidae. Gene Ontology annotation, molecular function: structural constituent of ribosome. The record is from RefSeq and is a predicted model, not a curated record. The transcript is spliced from 3 exons. Gene Ontology annotation, cellular component: mitochondrion.
GUGCACGAAGCAAAUAAAUGUGGAGCACUGACAUUAGUCUCUUAUAUGCUGUUAUAUAUUAAAUGUUAGUGAGGUUCAAUCGAGUCCGUCGGUAAAAUCGGACAUAACCCUAAAGUUGACAGAAAAUUUAGCAUUGGAGCGAGUGUUUAGUUAUUAAAAAAUUGGAUAAAUAAAUAAUUUAAAAAUGCCGUUCAUGAUAGGAGCAGCUCCUAUAAGGAGAACAAUGAAAUAUUUAAAUGCUGGAAAAUUGGCUUUAAAAAAUGGCAUUCAAGUAUUUUCAAUUAAUUACAAUACACACGGUGAACAUCAUCAAGGAGCAAAAGAUUUUAUCUUUUGGUAUGUUCCACAAGUUCAAUACAGAAAUCCUGAUGUACAAAUAAUUUCAAUUAAAAAUUUGACUCCCUCACCAUUUAUCACAUGUUACUAUGCAAAUGGCAAAAAGAUGUUGAUUGAUAUUGAAAGCAGAACGAAAGAAGAAAUCAUGGAACAUUUAAUAAAAGUCGUUGGCAAAACACAAGAUGUGCUGGAAAAAGAGGCAGCUGCAGCUGAGAAAAAAAUAAAUCCAGCAAACUUCGGUAAUGGUUGCCCUAGACAUUGUAUAUGUGAGGUACCUGGGCAAUUACCCUGUCCUAGUGUUGUACCAUUACCUUUCCACAUGAGAGGAAAGUAUAAAUACAAUCCAGAUUUAUUCGCCGAAGUUAUGGAAAAAAUGAAAUAAGUUAUUAUUAGUUGAUAAGCUUUAUAUUUUAAUUGUAAUUAUAAUAAUAAUUAUUAAAAUUAGUUUUUUUUUUGAAAUGCGUAUUUAAUUAAUAAAUUACUUGUA